AUGACUGAAGAGGACUUCGAGACUGUCUUGGAGGCCGAGCAUCAAAGGAUUGACGAGGACCUCGACCGUGAGACGCAAGUUACGCUGGCAAAGAUAGAGGCCCAGGAGAAAGAUCUCAAGGAAAGAGUUCAACUCCGAGCAAAGGUGGCAGAGACGAAGGACCCCGCGAAGGUGCAGCAGUUGCGCACCGUUGCAGAGUCGGUCACGCUGGCUGCAGACACAGCUCGGAACAAGAGGCAGGCUGCGAAGGCUGCCCGGCGCAAUAUUGCUCGCCAGAAGGUGGCGGCACGGAAGCAAGCCCUGCAAAAGGCACUGGGUCCCGAUCCCACAGAGGCCGCCAGCCGCGAGUUGCUACGGAUGCAGCUUCCUAGCCAAGAGGCUUUUCCGAGCAUGUCGCCACAAGAAGCUUUGGCGGAGGUUUCCGCUACUGCAGCCACCUGCUUUCGGUCCCUCCAAGUCGUGGCCUUGCGACCGCCGGACGAGACUGUCAGGUUUGAUCCGGACAAUCCCGCCAGUGCCCAACCUUCAAAGGACCUGGCGUUUGCAACUGCUGCAGCUCUGCCUGAGCUAAAAUCGUGCCUUGAAUCUUUGCGGAAGCGUCUCCAAGAGGAGAAAGAUAGCCCGCCGCAAGUCGAUCCGGCUCUUCGAUCGAUCGCGACUGACGAAGACAAGAUGAGCAAAGAUGACAAGCGCGACUUCAUCAUGUUUGAAGGCCAGCAGGAGUACGACUGGGAAAGGAGCAUCAACAUCAAGAUGAAGGAGCAGAUGCGACGGCGCGAUGUUCACACGAAGGAGAGCCUGGAAAGGGUUAGUCAGGCCCUCCAUAGACGAUGGCGCAGACAACGGGACAGGGACAAGGCUCAUGCCAUGGAGCGGAUGGCUGCUCUUCACAAGGUCAUGAACGACACAGAGGAAGAGCUGGACAAGAUGCGGAAAGAACAAGCGGAAGCCACGGAGAAAGAGGUUGAAGUUUUAGAAAGUGAAAGACGGCGUCUCCAAGAACAAACGCGAGUUUUGAUGUCUGCCGCGCUCGUGGUCCGCCAAGAAAAGGCGCGCAUAAACAAGGCGUGGUAUGCUGAGCCGCGGGAGAAGAAGGCCUUGACUUUCCAGUCCUUGAAGAUCAUUCGGAGACUUCAUGCUGAUAUGAUCAACUUCCCAGUCACAGCGGAGUUUAAGCAGAAGCACUCUGUGCUGCUGUACUCGCUCCGCAUGCUGGAAGGUCGCCUAAGAAAGGACUGCCCUUAUGCGAAAGAUACGGACAUCCAAGAGGGGCCCUUGGAAGAAACGCCCGAGCUUAAGAAGCAGAUGGAGGAGGCAGAGAAUGCCUUCGAAGAUCAGCUCAGCGCCGACAUCGAUGAAAUCCGCGAUGCGAAUCGCGAAAAGGUGCAACGGGCCAUGGCACGCGAAGCUGCACUGCGGCGCCGUGCUGCAGAGGUCGAACUCGCACCAGCUCUGGAUCAAGCCGCUACAGCACUGUCGCGCUCGGAGCGGGCUGCACGUCGGGCGGAGAUCGCCGAGGACCUCCUGCGACCUCUGGGAAUGCUGGCAUCACAGCUCGGCGGUGAGGCCUUCCGGCAUGCUCAGCUCGAGAGCGGGACGCACGAGCCCGCCAGCUUCAAUCCAAAGAGGAAGCGCUUGGAGGCCUCUCUCGCCUCGACCUUGAAAGUCCUGGAGGAAGUCCUUCCGCACCUAAAUGCGGAGGAGGUGCAAAAGGUUGCGGCUGCACCUUCCUCCCUGGGCAAAGAACCAGAGUGGGAGGACGCGCUGGAAGAAGCGAGAGCAAGGUGGUCAGCAUUUUGUGAACGGCACCCUGAUAGUGUGCCCGAUGAGCAAGACACGCCACGCGGAGAGAAGACGGUUUCGUCGCAUGCUUCGGUUGUGGGCAGAUUAGACAUGGAUGACCUCGAGGAUGAUGACUACGGUGGGGCAGCUGGAAAUGUGCCCGCCAAGAAGCUUCCGCCACCUCCUCCAAGAAAGAUAUCUGCAGCGCCGGCUCGGCCACCCAGUGCCGGCAGCGGGCGGCCACCCUCGAGCCCUGUGCCACCUGUGCCAGGUGCCAAGGCAAAGGCUGCUGCUCAACCGAGUGGUACAGGGGCUCAGGGUGCCAAGAAGGGCGCGGCCUUGCUGGAAAAGUUGGACGAGCUGUCUGCAACCAUGGACCGUACUCUCGGCAAAAGCUCUGCCCUGAAGACACCAGCUCCUGUCGGCGGCAGAAGCCUGAAGCCUCCAGGCAUUGGGAAAGGAGGAAAGAAGUGA
Molecule: messenger RNA, 2256 nt
Organism: Symbiodinium necroappetens
Lineage: Eukaryota; Dinophyceae; Suessiales; Symbiodiniaceae
Source: the annotation of a GenBank genome assembly